UGGAGACCCAUCCAAUUAACACAAUUAAUUAACAUUCUUAAUUAAAAAUUAAUUAUAACAAAGAAAUUAAACUUAAUUAGUGGGUCCCAAUCUUUUGAAGAAGAAGCCAUCCAAAGCGGAUAAGUGGGGUUCUCUUCUCUAGGUUGAAUUUCUUGAAACCGGAAAAAAUGGAAGACGAAGAGAAUAACAGCCACAACAGUAGCAGCAACAACGAAAACACCAACAACAGUAGAAACUCCGGUGGGUUUCCGUUUGACCCGUUCCCGCCGGUUGACCAAUCAGAAUCAACAGCGUUUUCCACGGCGGCGUUAAAGGUGGAACCAAUUGAUGCAGUAACACUUGCUGCGCCACCACCACCACUACCACCACCUAUGGUGCGUAAACGGCCGUCGAAGGACCGCCAUACAAAGGUGGAAGGCCGAGGUCGGAGGAUCCGAAUGCCCGCAGCUUGCGCAGCUCGGAUCUUUCAGCUGACCCGGGAACUCGGACACAAGUCUGAUGGUGAGACAAUCAAGUGGCUUCUUGAACGGGCUGAGGGGGCUAUUAUUGAAGCCACCGGCACCGGUACGAUUCCGGCUAUCGCCGUUUCAGUGAACGGAACUUUAAAGAUUCCGACGACUCCUGCUGGUGGGAGAGACGAUGAUUAUGGUGGGAAGAAGCGUAGGAGGACUAACAACAGUGAUUUUGUUGAUUUAGCUGAUGUUUCUGUUGGUGGUGGUGGUGGUGGGGUCUCCCUAUCGAGUGGUUUGGCUCCUAUCACGGCGGCGAACACGGCGGCGGCAUUGGGGUUCAGCUCCGCACAAGCCCCUGGUCAUCAUCCGCCGCCGCCACAGGGGCUUGUGCCGAUUUGGCCAGCUAACUUCUUCAUGCUACCCAAUGCCGCCGGUAUUGGUGGAGGUGGACAGCAGCCUCAGUUCUGGGCCACCCCGGUAUUCGGCUUAGCCGCCGCCGCACGGCCUAUCUCGAGCUUUGUUUCCGAAGUUGUGCAGGCUAGCUCUGGCGUUAGCAACGGUGGCAACGCCCCUCCAACCACCGCUUCAACAACAACAACCAAUUUACUGGAUUUUUCGUUGGAGAUAUAUGAUAAUAACAAAAGAGAGUUACAGUUGAUGAGUAGUAGACCUAUGAACAGUAUUCAUCAAGGAAUCUCUCAUGAACAACAAGGAGGUGGUGGAGGAGGAGGAAGUAAUACUACACCAACACCACCUUCUUCUUCCUCACAAGCAGUUUAGGAUUGAUUGAUGGAUGAUGAUCAUGAAUCAUGAUGUCAUGUUAAUGAUGUCAUGUAAAUUGUAAGUAAAGAUGGAUUCUUUUGACACACCAAACUCGAAGAAAGCGUUAGAUGUCAUUUAAACGGAAAAUGAUUUUGGCACACCAAAAACUGAUAUUCGCACAGUUUUCCGUACUUCAUUAGCGGAGUUGUGUCGAAAUAAAUUAAAGUCGUGUGCCGAAAUCAGUUUCUUGUUUAGCUCGUUACAAUGUGUUGGGUGAUUAGAUUCAUGAAGGUGGUUUAAUUGGGUGGUUUAGCAAGUUUAGGGCUUUUAAUUAGUUAUUAUUAGUAGUAGCUACUAUGGAUUAUGUUUAGCAUGUUCCUUUUAGCUUUUGGGAUGCUUUGUUUUAUGUGAUUGUGCAAAAGUUGAGUUAGGUUUUAUUUUAGAAGUUUUAUUUAGUGAUGCAAAUUAUGAGGGAUAGUUCUAACUUCUAAAGUUUAUCUAAAGUUUUAGCUUACCAUCUUUAUGCCCAAUUGCCCAUUGUCAAUGAUGUUUCUAUUUUCCUUUUUAUGCAACUAAUUUAUGGUUAUUGAACAUUCAUCUUAACCUCCA
Spinacia oleracea (spinach) is the source of this 1823-nucleotide messenger RNA. Its product is annotated as transcription factor TCP19. Gene Ontology annotation, cellular component: nucleus. The coding region runs from base 168 to 1232 and encodes 354 amino acids. Lineage: Eukaryota; Viridiplantae; Streptophyta; Magnoliopsida; Caryophyllales; Amaranthaceae. Gene Ontology annotation, molecular function: DNA-binding transcription factor activity; sequence-specific DNA binding. The transcript has 2 exons. The record is from RefSeq and is a predicted model, not a curated record.